Messenger RNA from Uranotaenia lowii, 833 nucleotides. Its product is annotated as cuticle protein 8-like. The record is from RefSeq and is a predicted model, not a curated record. Lineage: Eukaryota; Metazoa; Arthropoda; Insecta; Diptera; Culicidae. The transcript has 2 exons. Gene Ontology annotation, cellular component: extracellular matrix. Bases 129 to 737 code for a protein of 202 amino acids.
UUCCGGGGGCAGCUUCUGUAUAUUUUACCGGAGGAACUUCUUCGGUAUAAAUAUUGAACCAAUUUUUCUGAACAGUAUCAUUCGGAUUGUAUCAGUCCUUACUCAACUAUUCUCCGGAAUCCAUCAAUAUGGCUUUCAAAUUCGUCCUUUUGGCCACGCUGGUCGCUGCCGUUAGUGCCGGAGUCAUCCCACAAUACGGAUACGCCUCAUCGCACCAGACUGUCCAGCAGCAUCACACCCCAUCUUAUCACUCGGUCGCUGCUCCAGUGCACCACGUGGCUGCUGUUCACGCUGCCCCAGUUCAUCAUGUUGCUGCCAUUCAUGCCGCUCCAGCCCAUCACACCAUCGUGAAGGAAGUCGAGCACCACGCCCCGGCCAAUUACGAGUUCGCGUACUCUGUCCACGAUGAGCACACCGGGGACAUCAAGAGCCAGCACGAAACCCGCCACGGAGAUGAGGUCCAUGGACAGUACAGCCUGUUGGAUUCCGAUGGCCAUCAUCGUGUUGUCGACUAUCAUGCCGAUCACCAUUCCGGAUUCAACGCCGUCGUUCGUCGGGAACCAACCCACGUCAAGGUCGCCCAGCCAGUGCACAAGGUCAUCGCUCAGCCAGUGCAUGUUGCCCAUGUUGCUCCAGUUGCCCACCAUCAGCUGUCCCAUCACCAGAUUGCCCCAGUUGUCCACGCCACCAGCAGCCAUCAUGGACUGUCCCAUUACAGCACCGGACAUCAUUACUAAACAUCUCUGGUAUAAUCCCAAAUUGAUGACAGCAACAUAAGGUACCUUAAGUUUUGUAGUUGAUUAUAAAUAAAUUUAAUUGACAAGAUCUUUAAA